AUGGUUCUCCGACCCGGAACCUUUACCUUUGCCUUGUUCCUCUGCGGAGUGUUUUUGGCCAGCUGUUGGGCAAAACCCAGGCUGCACUUUGGUAUCUGCCAUGGACCCGAAAGGGGCAAGUGCCUGCCCAUCGAGGAGUGCCGCGAGGAGGAGGGUUUUCACCAGGCCAAGGACUCGGCCGAGUGCUUCAGUACGAUUUGUUGCCUCUCGAAGCGACCGGAGUACCCGCAAUCCAUAAAGAACUACUGCCACCACGAUCUGCGGCCCCACAUCUCCAAUGGCCAGGUGUCCGAGAUGCGGGAAUUCCCCUGGAUGGCCAUGUUGCUGUACGGCAAUCGGGUGCUGCCCAAGUGCGGUGGCUCCCUGGUGGCCGCCAAGUGGGUCCUGACCGCCGCCCAUUGUGUGCCGAGCGAGAAUGACCAGGAGAAGCUGCAUCUCGUUCGGCUGGGCGUGUGGGAUGUUCGCCUGGAGAAUUGCCAGGGCUUGAACUGCACACCGCCGCCCGAGGAUUACCCCAUCGAGCGGGCCAUCGUUCACGAGAUGUAUCGCCCUUUGGACAAGACAGGAUCCAAUCUAGAGAAGUACUCCAACGACAUUGCCCUGCUGCUUCUUUCCCGCACUGUCAUCUACACGCAGUUCAUCCAGCCCAUCUGCCUGCCGCCGGCGUUCACUGCCUCCCGCCGCGAUGUCUAUGUAGACUAUAAACUGACCAUUGCGGGAUGGGGUCGCACCAGUGGCUCCUCGGAGGCCACCAGCCAGGUGAAGAUCAAGGCGACGGUUAAUGGCUGGUCCAUGGAGAGCUGCAAAAGGCUGUACGCCGGCGUGAGUGGUGGGCAGAUGUGCACCGGAGGAGGGGCCGCCAGGAGGGGCAGCUGCUUCGGCGACUCCGGCGGCCCGGUGAUGGACGGCAACCAACUGGUGGGCAUCAUCUCGCUGGGCGGCUCUGAGUGCGGUUCCGACAGCACACCCAUGGUGGUCACGCGGGUGGAUACCUAUUUAAACUGGCUGAAGCGGCACAUCCCUCAAUAAUACGAGCUAUGUUAUGUCAAGAUCCUGUGAUUAUUAUUGAAAUUCUCGCCAA
Messenger RNA from Drosophila takahashii, 1081 nucleotides. Its product is annotated as melanization protease 1-like. Gene Ontology annotation, molecular function: serine-type endopeptidase activity. Lineage: Eukaryota; Metazoa; Arthropoda; Insecta; Diptera; Drosophilidae. Gene Ontology annotation, biological process: proteolysis. The record is from RefSeq and is a predicted model, not a curated record.